Salvelinus fontinalis (brook trout) is the source of this 3631-nucleotide messenger RNA. RefSeq names its product neural proliferation, differentiation and control, 1a (gene npdc1a). The transcript has 9 exons. Gene Ontology annotation, cellular component: membrane. The coding region runs from base 300 to 1271 and encodes 323 amino acids. NCBI's taxonomy places the organism in Eukaryota, Metazoa, Chordata, Actinopteri, Salmoniformes, Salmonidae. The record is from RefSeq and is a predicted model, not a curated record.
GUUCACCCGUGCCCCUCCAUCUAAUCUCGCCUCUCUGUGUAUGCUGAAUUCCCCGCCUCCCCACUUUUCAACGAGCGCACCGCUAUUUUUAGCACUGCCACGGAUUAAUGUAAAGUGGCGCAGAGACCGUGAACCGGACUGUCCACAAGCAUUGUAGGACCUCGCUCUAUAUCGGUGCAUUUGGUGUGUUACUUGUCACGGAAACCACUUGGCACGGAUUCGGAAAUCGAGUUGGGGAAUGAUGACAAACGCCAUGUCCCCGUUUCUGGCUGUCUUUUCCUAAAGAAGCAUUUUCAAGGAUGACGCUUUCGAAGCGGAUCGAACGACAACCCCGGCCCUCGCUCCUGCCCGUGGUUCUCCUAUGUUUCAUUCUCACCACUGUCAGUGCCAGCAUGCCAGCUGGGGGUAAGUGCCCGCACCACAUAGACUGUGCCCGUGAGGGGCGGCACUUCUGCAAACCUGGCACCUCCUACUGCGGCCCCUGCCUCACCCCAUUGGAAGAGAACGAGGAAGGACAGUGUGUAGCAAAGAAGAGGCGCCAUCACCAUGGUAAAGUGACAGCCUUCUCUGAUCUAGAUGAAGAAAUUGACUUCCUUCAAUCAGUCAUUGCCAAACAGGAAGUGUCUGAGGUCAAACAAUCAAAACAAUCAGACACCCCCCCCAAGGCAGUUCCUAUGACUCAGACAAAGUCUCCCAGACAGAAAGGCAAGGCCCAACCUUCUGCGGAGCAGCCCACUACCGCCCACCCCUCUACCCGGACCCCUCAGCCUGCCCCUGGGGCUCUGGAGAGGGUGGGACCGGGGGGACCUGGAGGCCCCAUAGCCAUCCCUUACCCCUCCAAGGACAGUGUCCUUGUCAUAAUGAUCUCUGUGUGUAUCAUCUUUGGCACUGUGGCCCUGAUCUUGGCUACAGUUUGCUGGGUAAGGUUGCAGAAGGAAUCACGUCUGGCCCAGAAGGUAGAUUACCCUGCAUUUGGAAGCAAUGGAAAUGGAACAGCCAACAGGACUUCAUCGGGGGAUAAGAAGUUGGCCCAGAGUGCUCAGAUGUACCACUACCAGCAUCAGAAACAGCAGAUGCUCUCCAUGGAAAAACAUAAAUCAGAGACGAAAGUCACUGACUCAGAAGUCACAUCAGAUGAGGAAGAAGUGGGCGGAGACUUCACUGUGUACGAGUGCCCUGGCCUUGCACCGACUGGAGAGAUGGAAGUGAAAAAUCCUUUGUUUGACGACUCUACCCUAUACUACCAAGGGAAUCCCAAGGGAAUUCCAUAGGUUUUAAUGCAUGCUGGCACACGCGCACACACACACACACACACACACACACACACACACACACACACACACACACACACACACACACACACACACACACACACAUUCACAAACACACACACACACACACACAGAAACAUACACCCAAUUAAAACAUAAUACAAACCUACACACACACACACAAUUUCUUGUACUCUGGUUUUAAUGCAUGCUGGCACACACGCGCACACACACACACACACACACACACACACACACACACACACACACACACACACACACACACACAUUCACAAACACACACACACACACACACACACAGAAACAUACACCCAAUUAAAACAUAAUACAAACCUACACACACACACACAAUUUCUUGUACUCUGGAAAAGACCACCUUAACUCUCCAAUCAGGCUGCUCUGUCAAAACUGGACAGGUUUAUACAGAUGUCGGAUCUUAAUUUGACGCAUUUCGUUGCAGAAGGAAAAUUAUCUGCAGCAGGAGGAAUUGAAUGUCUAUUUAAUAUUGAGAAUCAAUACCAGGGAGCAACUGGAAGCAGUGUUUUGUAGGCUAUACAAUAAUUUAGACUGUAGGUCCACUGAUUAAUUGUUGUAUUAUAUGUUCAAGGCAAACAAUAAGCAAAAUAAAUUGGUGGUUAUCGCAGUGCCUGUGUGGUCCAGUGGGUACAGCCGCUGACAACGGUAAACAUAUGCUAGAGUAGGCAUGGGUUUGAAUCUAGUCCACUAAUGUCCUUUGAGAAACGAGUACAUUUCUAAUUAAUCUCUGUGGGCUGUACUUUUACUCUUACUCAAGUAAUUUCUGAAGGAAGUAACUUAUUUUUUACUCCAUUACAUUUUACCAAAUUAUUUUAGUUACAUAGAUUUAUAUUAUAAAAUUGUCGCUGUCGGAUGACAUUUUUUACAUGACACGAUACUGUACGUCUGUAUGAACGUUUCACAACCACUUGACCACUGAAAUGUAUUCAAAAUAGGUUGUCAUCAAACUCUUAAGUCCAUUGGCUCUCAAAGUUGUCCAUCAAACCCAGUUUUAUCUCCACCACGGCUCUCGAAGGGAAGCGCACGUUUUCAUAUUUUUGUUCUUGGGUUCUUAGCCAGACUCGAUCAGAGGUAAGUUGCACUUUAAUUACCUUCUGCCUUUGUAAUAUUAUAUAUUUCGGAAGUAAGAUAAGUAAUUUCUAAUAUAUUAUUCUGUUGUUGAAAUUGUGUUUUGAGGACAAGUGCAAAUCAAAUGGCUAGCUAACUAGCAAGCUUUGGCUGACCCAGAAUGUGACAGAAAAAGUUUAAUCUCAUGUUUUUAGCUCCCCAUAUGACCUCUGGUGGACAUUCCUGCAGUCAGCACACUCCCUCAACUUGAGACAUCUGUGUCAUUGUGUUGUGUGACAACUGCACAUUUUAAUGGCCUUUUAUUGUCCCCAGCACAAGGUGCACCUGUGUAAUGCGCAUGCUGUUUAAUCAGCUUGUUGGUAAAGACACACCUGUCAGGUGGAUGGAUUAUUUUGGCAAAGGAGAAAUGAUCACUAACAGGGAUGUAAAUACAUUUGUGCAAAAAAAUGUAGAUUAAUACUUUUUUUGUACGUCUGAAAAAUUUCUGGGAUCUUUUAUUUCAGCUCAUGAAACAUGAGACCAACAGUUUACAUGUUUCGUUCAGUAUAGCUUCACAUUAGGUUGCCAUUACAAGCUGUCUAAGCUAGAUGCAGUGUCAACGAUGUAGCUAGCUAACAUUAGCAAGAUCAACAGGUCAGUCCACCGCAGCAUCCUCCCACACAUUUCUCUCCUUGUGUUUGUGUGUGUCAUUCUGUUUUUAUGAAAAUGCCUACAUGCACCUCUUUCGUACAGUCAGUGUAUCAUCUCAGUAAGCUUUUUGUGCCCUAUAGAAAUAAGAUAGAUUGUCUUUUUAUUUAUAGCUUGUAGCGGCAGAACCGAGGCGGUAGGAGAAUGAGCCAGCCAAAAAAAUAAAAUACUCUUGAAAGUGGAAAGGACAAGUUCGGAAAGGAUGGAGUAUAAAUCCGGUUUUGUCUAGAAGGGAUAAAGCUUUUGUCAAAAAUAUACAUUUUUCGUAACAGGUUGAGGAGUAAAUUAAGAUUAGUAAAAGUGUUAGGAUUAGCUAAAAUGCAACAAUAAAAAUAAUUUGACAUCAAUUUAAUUCAAUAAUAAAAUGUGUCUGAUUUGCAUACUAGUAACAUGAUUUGAUAGAGACAUUUCAGUAUUGAUUGUUUUACUGUUGUAACACCUGUCCAUUCUGAGUGAAAAAUUGAACAUCACACUUGGUGUAAAUAUUUUUGUAUGCAUUAUCACAUGUACUUGAAAUGAUAUUGUGAAAUACAUUUUCAUUAAUGCUA